Drosophila miranda is the source of this 1985-nucleotide messenger RNA. Its product is annotated as cilia- and flagella-associated protein 45. The record is from RefSeq and is a predicted model, not a curated record. NCBI's taxonomy places the organism in Eukaryota, Metazoa, Arthropoda, Insecta, Diptera, Drosophilidae. The coding region runs from base 166 to 1788 and encodes 540 amino acids. The transcript has a single exon.
UGCCACAACAACCGGCGCACACGGGCUCUGCUUUGGGGGCCAAGUGUCCUGCAGCGCCAAGACUCAUUCUUGUACACCCAGUUCUCUGUGCUCGUUGCUUACAUUUUAUAGAGUUUCUUAUCCUUUUUUGUUUUGCCUAAUCAUUGACCACCGAUUGGGCCGAGGAUGCCGUGCUUCUCCGCCUCCAAUGUGCGGUUCGUCAGCGCCGAGUCGCAGCUGAAGGAGAAGUGCCAGGAGCUGCGGUCGCGGGCCAGAGCGCAGACGGCCGCGUACCGUCCGCCGCCAGGGGGAUUUCGACCCUCCACCUCCAGCCAUGCCUGUGUCUCCUUCCGGAGGCCCUUCGACCAGUCGGCGGCCUACGACCAGAAGCAGCUGAAGCAGAACGAGCGCGAGAGGAAGCGCAACCAGGGAUCGAAGCACAUCGUGCUGCGACCCAACGAUCUGCGGCGACUGAAGGACCAGGGCAGGGUGGUGACCGUGCAGGAGAAGCUGCAGGAGAUCGAUCAGAAGGAGGAGGACCACCGCCAGCAGCUCCAGCUGGUGGAGGAGACCAGGAGGCGCUACAAGGCCAUCGAUAAGGCGCGACAGGCAGUGGCCGGGGAGGACAAGAUCAGCAGCGUGGACACCGAGAUUCUGGAGGAGAAGGGUUCGGUGCUGAGCCGCGCCUUCCUGGCCAAGCAGGAGCAGGAGGAGGAGGUGAAGCAGAUCAAUCGCAUGAUUCUCGAUGCCAAGUGCAAGGCGGUGAGGGAGGCCCAGAUCCAGGAGAAGCAUCUGCUGGCCAAGGCCCUGCGGGAGGACGACGAGCGCCUGGCCCGAAUGGUCAACGAGCAGGCGCGCAAGGCCCUGAGCGCCGAGGAUGAACGGGAGCGGCUGGAGAUCGAGAAGCGGGCCAAGUACGCCCAGGAGAUCCGGCAGCAGCUGACCGAGCGCGAGAACCUUCGCUACCUGGAGGCCAAGCGGGUGGCCGAGGAGGCAAAGGACAUCCGCAAGGCCACCGAGCUUGUGCGCGAGGAGGAGGAGCGCCAGCGCAACUUUGUCCACGUCCGCAAGCAGCGCUUCCGCGAGGAGCUGCAGCGGAUCCGCGACAUGUCCAAUGUGUUCAAGACCAUGCUGACGGAGCAGGAGCGCCUGGCCGACCUCCGGGUGAUGGCCUACAUGCGCGAGAAGCAGGAGAAGGAGCGCCAGCUGAAGGAGCUGAAGCGGCUGGCCAAGAAGGAGUUCGAGCGCCGACAGCAGCGCAUCUUCACGGUGGCCGCCGAGGCCAUGGAGACGCGCCACACCAACGAGGAGCUCAAGUACUUGAAGGAGCGCGACCGUGUGGAGCGCGAGUACCGGCAGCGGGAGAAGGACGCGGCCAUGGCCAAGCGGGAGACGGAGCGGGACCUGCUCGAGUCGCGCGCCCAGCAGGCCCAGGAGAUGAAGCACCGCCUGGCCCUGGAGAUCGCCCACGCCGAGGAGGAGUUCAACAAGGUGAUGGACCGCAUGCGCGAGGAGGAGGACAAGCAGAAGGCGCUCGAUCGCCAGCGCGACUCCCAGCGCCAGGCCUACCGCAAGGACCUCAAGCAGCAGAUGACCGACAAGGCGGAGGAGCGCCGUCGCCUGGCAAAAAUCGAGGCCGCUCGCGUCCAGAAGUGGCUCGACCAGGAGCAACAGCGCGACACCAACAUCAAGCAGGUGAUCAGCUCCAAGAUCGCGGCCAUGCGGGAGAACUGCCUGCCCGAGAAGUACUUGAAGGAGGUGGAGAAGCAGCUGAAGAACAUCCAGGGCUCGCGCAAUCGGAUACGCUGAGGGGGUCCGGACCCCGGUCCGAAGGGAGGGCCAAGAGCUUGCAUAGCUUCGGGCGCCAGCUGGGAGCAGUAGUGGGCUUCCAGCCCGCUGCCCAAGAGUAUGCAGGAGCGUAGGUCAAGCUGGUCCCACUACCAAUACCACCAAGCACCUGGCAGGAGGGGAAAUUCACAGCGAAUAAAUGAAUGGGGCAAACCUUA